Messenger RNA from Thelazia callipaeda (thelaziosis nematode), 555 nucleotides. Lineage: Eukaryota; Metazoa; Nematoda; Chromadorea; Rhabditida; Thelaziidae. The record is from the annotation of a GenBank genome assembly.
AUGACCGAAUACAAACUCGUGGUGGUUGGUGAUGGCGGUGUAGGCAAAUCAGCCUUAACCAUUCAACUCAUUCAGAAUCACUUUGUGGAAGAAUAUGAUCCAACAAUUGAAGAUUCCUAUCGGAAACAGGUCGUUGUCAUUGAUGGUGAGACGUGUUUACUGGAUAUAUUAGACACAGCUGGACAAGAAGAAUACAGUGCAAUGCGAGACCAGUACAUGAGGACUGGUGAAGGUUUUUUGCUAGUGUUUGCUGUUAAUGAAGCAAAGAGUUUUGAGAAUGUCACUCAAUACCGAGAUCAAAUUCGAAGAGUCAAAGAUAGCGAUGAGGUACCUAUGGUUCUCGUGGGUAAUAAGUGUGAUUUGGCGCAAAGAACUGUAGACUCUCGUGCUAUAUUAGACGCGUCUCGUUCACUGGGAAUGCCUACCGUCGAAACUUCUGCCAAAACACGUAUGGGUGUAGAUGAUGCUUUUUAUACGCUAGUGAGAGAAAUACGUAAGCAUAAAGGAAAGCAAUGUAUCAAACCGCGAAAGAAACGCAAAUGCAUAAUUAUUUGA